This is a messenger RNA of Miscanthus lutarioriparius, 2073 nucleotides long. NCBI's taxonomy places the organism in Eukaryota, Viridiplantae, Streptophyta, Magnoliopsida, Poales, Poaceae. The record is from the annotation of a GenBank genome assembly.
AUGGCUUUCUCAGAUGCAAUGCAGUGGUGGGAGGAGUGGCAGUUGCGCAUCCUUGUCCUAUGCAGCCUCUUCCUUCAAUACUUCCUCUUCAUCGCCGCAUCCUUGCGUAAGCGUUGUGUCCCUGCUUGGUUCAAAUUCUUAACCUGGCUCGCCUACCUAGCGAGCGAUGCCGUAGCUAUAUACGCACUUGCCACCCUAUUCAAUCGUCACAAAAGGCAAGAAUGGCUAUCCACGCACCGCAGUAGCGCUAGCUUGGAGGUGUUGUGGGCACCUAUACUUUUGCUGCACCUUGGUGGGCAAGAUGGCAUAACGGCCUAUAACAUCGAGGACAAUGAGCUGUGGGGGCGUCAUGUUGUAACUGCCGUGUCUCAGAUUACUGUGGCCAUCUACGUGUUCCGCAAGUCAUGGCCAGGGGAGAAGAAGAUUAUUGCAGGUCAUAAUCUUGAUCUUUGUUCCCGGUAUUCUCAAAUGCUUGAGAAGCCAUACGCUCUCAAGAGCGCUAGCAUCCACAGCAUUGGGGACACCUCCAACAAGAAGACAUGGGUGGAGAGGAUGUUCGAAGAGGAGAGUAAGGACAACGACGACAUCAAAUCGCUGGACGACUAUGUGAAAGCUGCAUCUAAGUACGUUCAGGGGGAUCAUGCAGGCGAAACACCUGAAACGGGAGUGAAUGAGAAGCCCUACAACCUAUUCGUAGACCUUGCCUUCCCUUACUCUGAUCGGCUUAAGAAUCUAAAGUACAUGAUGCAAGAAAAAAACAAAGCGCAUCGUCGGCUGCGGUCCCGCCUCUCCAACACCUUCGAUCGCCUCUACACCAAGCACCAAAUGAGCAGUGGUUUGAACAUCUGUGACUUGACCUGCAAAAGUUUUUGGGGUAAUGAGCUACGGAGCGUGGUUGUCUAUCUGACGUUUGCGGCCAUUGCGCUCUUCCACAAGAGCCAUAGAGAAAACUACGACGACACCGACGUCAAGAUCACCUACACUUUGCUGUGCUGCACCGCCGCUCUGGAGUACAUUAUAUCCGGCAUCAAGCCGUGCGUUGAUUUCAUCGAGAGAAUCAACAGGAGACUCAGGAGCCUUGACCCGACUUGGCCUGACCUUGUUGCCCAGUACAAUCUCCUAUGGUACUUGGCCCGCAGCAGGAAGCACAGGAGGCUCAGGAGGCUCCUGCUGAUCUGCAGGGACUCCAUCGACGAAAUCUGGUGCAUGAAGCCGUGCCAGUCUUCCAGCGACGACAUCACCGAGCUCGUCUUCGACCAUGUCGUCAACCAUGGGUGGAAGAACCGCAUCAAGGACGCGGCCACCUUCCAUGAGUUCAACAACAACCGGGGCCAGCAGACUCUCCAGCGCGAGGGCUGCAACGCGGGCAUGCCGCUGGAGAGCCUGCAGAGGCCAUUCGAUGAGAGUGUCAUCCUCUGGCACCUCGCCACCGAUUUCUGCUUCUUCCACCACGGCAUGGACGCCGCAGGCAAGUCAGCUUCCGGCGGCCAUGGAGAUGGAGACGCCCGCCGCCGCCGCAGCAGGGAGAUCUCCAACUACAUGGCCUACCUGCUGUUCACCAACCCAGAGAUGCUGAUGCCCGGCUCCAGGCGGAGCCUGUUCAAGAACGCCUACGAGAAGCUCAAGAAAAUGGCCGGGGACGAGGAGACGAAGAAGCCGCCACUGCUGGACGAGCAACAGAUGAUUGCCUCUCAGAUCAUGCAGAAGCUGCAGAGCGACAAGGAGGGUUCAGAAGGUUUGGUUCUUGACGCCUGGGUCCUCGCCCAAAAGCUCAUGGAUAUAACAGGCAAGGAAGGGGAGGCGAAGAUGUGGAGUGUGAUCCAGGGCGUGUGGGUGGAGAUGCUCUGCUUCUCUGCCGGCAGGUGCCGAGGUUUUCUGCAUGCCAAGAGCCUAGGCAAGGGUGGAGAGUACCUCUCCUACGUCUGGAUGCUCAUGUCCUUCCUUGGCAUGGAGACACUGGCGGAGAGGCUGCAGAGGACGGAGCUGCACGUGCAGGGAGACAUGGGCGCCACCCGCCCGAUGACGCCGGCUGCAUCUGAGAUGCCAACGCCAACCGGCAGCGACAAUGUUUGA